Messenger RNA from Solanum verrucosum, 486 nucleotides. RefSeq lists its product as uncharacterized. The record is from RefSeq and is a predicted model, not a curated record. The transcript is spliced from 2 exons. Bases 1 to 486 code for a protein of 161 amino acids. Lineage: Eukaryota; Viridiplantae; Streptophyta; Magnoliopsida; Solanales; Solanaceae.
AUGAGGUUGGAUCAGAUCAAUCAGAUGGAUGAGUUCUAUUUGAGGGCCUAUGAGAGGUCUGCACUGUAUAAGGAGAGGAUGAAACUAUACCAUGACAAACAUAUUGAGAAAAAAAGCUUUAAUCCUGGUGAUUUGAUGUUACUUUUCAACUCCAGACUUCGUUUGUUUCUGGGAAAGUUGAGAUCCAAAUGGUCUGGACCUUUUAAGGUAACGCAGGUGUUUCAGUCGGGUGCUAUUGAGCUGGAAAAUGAUAAGGGCGAGAGGUUCAAAGCCAAUGGCCAGCGAAUCAAGGCAUACUUGGGUGUUCUAGAGGAUGUGAAGAUUGUGGAGGAAUGUACUAUGCCUCCCCGACGAAAGAAUGUAACCAAACAUGCCCCCAUCACUGCUUCUCAAUCAGAAAGUCACAAUGACUCGGAGUCCAGUAGUUUUGAGGUGCAAAUAAAUGUCACACCUGAAGAUCACUUACCUCGGGCUACUAGAGCAUAG